AUGUCCUUCACCACCGCCGUCGCCGGCCCAUCACGCCUCCCUCACCUCACGCGGCCCCUAGCCGCCUCCGCGCGGAGGGGGUACGCUGCGCCCGCACGUAAGAGGAACGACGAGGACGAGCAGGAGCUCGACGCGGACGGCAACCCGAUUGGCGGUGUCAUGGACGAUGUCACGCCCGACCAGGUGCCUCCUAUCUGGCGCUUCUUCCGGAGCUAUGGCGACCAGUUCCGGGUCCAGCCUGACGGCCAGCCAGCCAAGUGGAUUGGCGGCAAUAUCCCAUACCCUUCCAACCCCUCCUUCCGGCCACCACCACCCCUCUCCAACGACUUGAUGGACGUGCUGUCUGAGGACCUCUUGCAGCCUGGGGCUACCGUCGGCCAGGUUGCCGAGAAGCACAACGUGUCAAAAGCGCGUCUUGAGGCUGUCAAGAAGCUCAAGAUGGUCGAGGCCGAGUUUGUCCGCCAGGGUCUUCCUCUCCAACACGCAUUCCACAACCGGAUGGAGGUACUUUUGAACGUCCAAUCGCCCAAGAAGAACAAGACGGUGUCACUCGAGUCGCGCCGAUUCGAGGAGCAGGGGCGCGCCGCACACCCAUCAACCAAGGCUGAGCAGGACGAAGAGUGGAUCAAGGAGCACAGCACGAGCCACGGCGGUGCGUUCGGCGACCUCCACAAGCAGGCCAAGUACGAGGGUAUGGUCAUGGAGGCGUGGCAGUUCAAGAGCGAGGCCGAGGUGAUUGCGGACCGCAAGGCGGCUGCUGAGGCGGCCGAGCGCAAGCCUAUUCCCAAGUGGACCCCGCCUGUUCAGCCUACGAACUUUGCCAAGCCUGCCAACACUGUUUACCGCUUUGUCGACACCACUAAGGAGGAGAAGCGCAAGUCUUCGGAGCGCAAGGCUGCCAAGGACCGUAAGCAGGAGGCCAAGUUUAAGCGCGCCGGGUAG
Cutaneotrichosporon cavernicola is the source of this 942-nucleotide messenger RNA. RefSeq lists its product as uncharacterized. The transcript has 3 exons. Gene Ontology annotation, cellular component: mitochondrial small ribosomal subunit. Bases 1 to 942 code for a protein of 313 amino acids. Lineage: Eukaryota; Fungi; Basidiomycota; Tremellomycetes; Trichosporonales; Trichosporonaceae. Gene Ontology annotation, molecular function: structural constituent of ribosome. Gene Ontology annotation, biological process: mitochondrial translation. The record is from RefSeq and is a predicted model, not a curated record.